AUGGCGUCGACCAAACGAGUGCUUUAUGUUGGUGAGUUGGCUACGCUUUGCAAAAGCUUUUAUACGUAGUUACUGUGUAGUUGAAAUAAACAUGUGUUAGUAGUCGCGUGUCAAUUAAGCUACACAUUAUUUACGUUUAAAGUGGACCAGUCUGUGAAUACGCUGGCUAGAUAAAAUUAGCUAGUUGUAGGCAGCAAGUGUGUGUGUAACGUUAGCAAGUUAGCUAACGUUUAUCAAUUUAUUGGUUGUUGUAAAGCCCCAUUCAUGUUAUUAUAUGAACACCUUUAGUUUUAAAAGCUUGAAAGACAGUUUCUUAUUGAAUCAGCUCAUAGUAAACUAACUUGAUUGUUUGUACCUGCUGUGUUGACAGGUGGUCUAACAGAGGAGGUGGACGAAAAAGUGCUGCACGCAGCAUUCAUUCCGUUCGGGGAUGUCACAGACAUUCAGAUUCCAAUAGACUAUGAAACAGGUCAGAAUAAAUACCUUUACCAUUCAGAGUUUGACAUAAACGAUAAGUUGAAUCAGUUAAAAUAAACUAAUCUAUCCUUCCUGGCUACUUAGCCAGAGCAAACUGCUACUGUCUGGAGAUGAAACCCUGAAGUUUAGAGCAGACGUUAAUGUCUCAUGUUAUUGUUUACUUUGCAGAGAAGCACAGAGGAUUCGCCUUCAUUGAAUUUGAAUUGGCAGAGGUAUGUUUAAUCAAAACCUAAAUGCAAGUAUACAAUAUUAUGUUGGAGAUGCUAGCUAGUUACCAAUGUGAGGGUAUUCCACCGGCUCAGGUUCAGCAUGGAUUGCGGUAUGCUUUAACAAUGAAUAAUGUUUACACUAUGGAGUAUGGUACCACCCAUGCAUGCACUCACACAUCAUCCCCUUCAGCAUCCCCACACACUUACAUAGCAUCCCCACCAGCACACACUCACCAGACACAGCCAAACACAGACACACACACUUCUCACCAAGUCUGCACUGUAACAAAGAAGGAUACACUAGUCAAAUAACACAGCUUACUUCUAAGGUAGGCCUACACCAGAGUUGGGUUACAAUAUAAUGUUAUGUUUGGUGUUGAUGAGUUUCUCUAGUGAUGGGAGGAUGAACUGCACCGUUAUCGGCAAAUAAUUAGCCUGAGACAGUGAGCUGCCUGCUAGCCACCUGCACAGCAAGAUAUAUGGGACACAUUUUCAAUUCUCUGAUAUUUAGCUAUGUUUUUAUCGAUUGUAGGGCUGUAGCCACUGAAUUCUGGUAGUUUACACAUGAAAUAAUAUAACCAUCAAUCACAAAAUUUGCCGUUGGCACAAUACAGCCACUGCCUCUCGCCCAGAGCGUUACCUCAGCAAGCGACAUCAAGCCAACAAACACCCUCAAACAGCUAGCUAGCAUUCCGUCAUGAAAACAGGUGGCACCAUGUGAGUUUGGACCAAUCCAUGACAACCCAUACACCAACAUUUAGCUACAAAGCACUACUUUGUAACAUGCUAUGUUUUUUUAGUGUCUCUGAAAACAUCUGAAUGACAGAAGCGAAGGAAAAAUAGUUACUUUAUUUUUCAGUCCAAGGACGUCUGAUGACCGUAAAACACCCUCAGGACUUUCCCAUACUUGUUGGCAAUACAAUGUCACAUAGAUCUAACUCUGGUAGAGUGAGGAAUACCCAUCGCAAAAAGCAAAUAUGAACACAUCGAUUUCGCGGGUUUCAUAAAAAAUAGGCUGUCCCAUAGAAUUGAACGUUCUAAGCACGGCACUUACUUUACAUUUAGGGUCAUAUCACGUAAAUAUCAUGACGUACAGUAUUGUGAUUUUUAGACAUGGUAAACAACUUCCACAUUCAUGUUUUCAGAUUAUUUAUUAUGUAUUAAGGAUAACCACAUUAUUGACAUUUAGUGAAAAUCGAUUUGAUCACUGCUGUGUUUUGUAGAAUUCUAGAAUUGCGUCCAUUGUUUGUCGAGUCACCUAACACCCUAAUCUAGGGGUUAUGGUGGGUGGUCAUUGGUCACCAUGGUGAUUGUGUUGUACUGGUUUGCUGUGAUUGUCUUUCAUCCCACUCUUCAUCUUCCACAGGAUGCUGCUGCUGCUAUUGAUAACAUGGUGAGUGUUUGCUUCCCACUAAAGUCAGUUUGGUUUAACUAACAGUCCUUUGCAUUAUCCCCUGUUUUGGUAGUCUGUACUCUGAGACAGUGACUCACAUGUUUCAAAGCUGUGGUAUUGGACAACUCUCAUUGAUGCAUGUUUUCCCUCUGUUUUAUUGACAGAACGAGUCAGAGUUGUUUGGAAGAACCAUCCGGGUCAACAUCGCCAAACCUAUGAGGAUCAAAGAGGGCUCUUCUCGUCCAGGUGAAUGAUAUGCAUUAGUCACUCUAUAAAGACUUUAAACUGUCCCAUGGCUUUUAGAUGUGGUAAAACCGCUAACUGUAUGCCAUUUCCGCACAGUUUGGUCGGAUGAUGAUUGGCUGAAGAAGUUCUCAGGAACGACUGCUGAAGAGGCUGAGGUUACGGAGUCCACUGGAGAAUCAGCCAAAUCAACAACAGCAGAUGUAAGUUGACUGUGUGUGUGUAUGUGUUCCUGCCUGUCUCUAUGAGUGUAGUACACUGUAGUAUAUUGCAUAGUAUCAUAUUAUAUUGUAAAAGCCUGACACAAUAAUAUAUUAUCAUUGAUUGCAGGGCGAGCCCCCAGCCAAGAAGGGCAGAACGAACCCCCAGGUUUACAUGGACAUCAAGAUUGGCAACAAGCCAGCAGGGAGACUGCGCUUCCUGCUCCGAGCAGACAUUGUUCCUAUGACAGCAGGUAUCCAUGCUCCUCCUUGUUAUAAAGUACCAGGGACGUUUCUGAAAAUAGAACACUUAGUCAUUAAACUUUUAGGGAUUCUUUAGGGAUAUUCAAAUAAAAUUGUAUUUGUCACAUGCUCCGAAUACAACUGGUGUAGACUUUACAGUGGAAUGCUUGCUUACGAGCCCUUCCCAAUGAUGCAGAGUUUAAAAAUUGAUUAUAUUUAGAUUUUGUCACACAAUACCCCAUAAUGUCAAAGUAGAAUUAGGUUUUUUAUUUGUACAAAUUAUUUAAAAAAUGAAAAGCUGAAAUGUCUUGAGUCAAUAAGAAUUCAACCCCUUUUGUUGAGUCAAAAUUAAGUUCAGGAGUGAGAAUGUGCUUAACAAGUCACAUAAUAAGUUGCAUGGACUCAUUCUGUAUGCAAAAAUAGUGUUUAACAUGAUUUUUGAAUGACCACCUCAUCUCUGUACCCCACACAUACAAUUAUCUGUAAGGUCCCUCAGUAGAGCAGUGAAUUUCAAACACAGAUUCAACCACAAAGACUAGGGAGGUUUUCCAAUGCCUCGCGAAGAAGGGCACCUAUUGGUAGAUGGGUAAAAAAAAAAAAAGGAAUAUCCCUUUGAGCAUGGUGAAAGUUAUUAAUUACACAUUGGAUGGUGUAUCAAUACACCCAGUCACUACAAAGAUACAGGCGUCCUUCCUAACUCAGUUGCCGGAGAGCAAGGAAACCGCUCAGGGAUUUCACCAUGAGGCCAAUGGUGACUUUAAAACAGAGUUUAAUGGCUCUGAUAGGAGAAAACUGAGGAUGGAUCAACAACAUUGUAGUUACUCCACAAUACUAACCUAAUUGACAGAGGGAAAAGGAAGCCUGUACUUAAUAAAAAUAUUCCAAAACAUGCAUCCCAUUCACAACAAGGCACUAAAGUAAUGCUGCCAAAAAAUGUGGCAAAGCAAUUCACUUUUUGUCCUGAAUAUGAAGUGUUAUGUUUGGGGCAAAUCCAAUACAACAUAUUACUGAGUACCACUCUCCAUAUUUGCAAGCAUAGUGGUGGCUGCAUCAUGUUAUGGGUAUGCUUGUAAUCAUUAAGGACUGGGGAGUUUUUCAGGAGAAAAUAUAAUCUACGGAAUGGAGCUAAAUCAAAUUUUAUUUGUCACAUUCGCCGAAUACAACAGGUGUAGUAGACCUUACUGUGAAAUGCUUACUUACAAGCCCUUAACUCUUAUUUUUCUUAACUGCAUUGUUGGUUAAGAAAAUAUUGACUAAAUAAACAAAAGUAAAAAAAAAAACGUAAAAUAAAUAUAUAUAUAUAUAUACGCGCGCACACACACACACACACACAGUUGAAGUCGGAUGUUUACAUACACUUAGGUUGGAGUCAUUAACUGGUUUUUCAACCACUCCACAAAUGUCUUGUUAACAAACUAUAGUUUUGGCAAGUCGGUUAGGACAUCUACUUUGUGCAUGACACAAGUAAUUUUUCCAACAAUUGUUUACAGACAGAUUAUUUCACUUAUAAUUCACUGUAUCACAAUUCCAGUGGGUCAGAAGUUUACAUACACUAAGUUGACUGUGCCUUUAAACAGCUUGGAAAAUUCCAGAAAAUGAUGUCAUGGCUUUAGAAGCUUCUGGUUGACAUAAUUUUUGUCAAUUGGAGGUGUACCUGUGGAUGUAUUUCAAAGCCUACCUUCAAACUCAGUGCCUCUUUGCUUCACAUCAUGGGAAAAUCAAAAGAAAUCAGCCAAGACCUCAGAAAAUAAAUUGUAGACCUCCACAAGUCUGGUUCAUCCUUGGGAGCAAUUUCCAAACACCUGAAGGUACCACGUUCAUCUGUACAAAAAAUAGUACGCAAGUAUAAACACCAUGGGACCACGCAGCCGUCAUACCGCUCAGGAAAGAGACGCGUUCUGUCUCCUAGAGAUGAACGUACUUUGGUGCGAAAAGUGCAAAUAAAUCCCAGAACAACAGCAAAGGACCUUGUGAAGAUGCUGGAGGGAACAGGUACAAAAGUAUCUAUAUCCACAUUAAAACGAGUUCUAUAUUGACAUAACCUGAAAGGCCGCUCAGCAAGGAAGAAGCCACUGCUCCAAAACCGCCAUAAAAAAAGCCAGACUACGGUUUGCAACUGCACAUGGGGACAAAGAUCGUACUUUUUGGAGAAAUGUCCUCUGGUCUGAUGAAACAAAAAUAGAACUGUUUGUCCAUAAUGACCAUUGUUAUGUUUGGAGGAAAAGGGGGGGACUUGCAAGCCGAAGAACACCAUCAUGAGGAAGGAAAAUGUGGUGGAUAUAUUGAAGCAACAUCUCAAGACAUCAGUCAGGAAGUUAAAGCUUGGUUUCAAAUGGGUCUUCCAAAUGGACAAUGGACCCCAGCCUACUUCCAAAGUUGUGGCAAAAUGGCUUAAGGACAACAAAGUCAAGGUAUUGGAGUGGCCAUCACAAAGCCCUGACCUCAAUCCUAUAGAAAAUGUGUGGGCAGAACUGAAAAAGCGUGUGCGAGCAAGGAGGCCUACAAACCUGACUCAGUUACACCAGCUCUGUCAGGAGGAAUGGGCCUAAAUUCACCCAAGUUAUUGUGGGAAGCUUCUGGAAGGCUACCCGAAACGUUUGACCCAAGUUAAACAAUUUAAAGGCAAUGCUACCAAAUACUAAUUGAGUGUAUGUAAACUUCUGACCCACUGGGAAUGUGAUGAAAAAUAAAAGCUGAAAUGAAUAAUUCUCUCAACUAUUAUUCUGACAUUAAACAUUCUUAAAAUAGUGGUGAUCCUAACUGACCUAAGACAGGGUAUUUUUACUAGGAUUAAAUGUCAGCAAUUGUGAAAUUUUAGUUUAAAUGUAUUUGGCUAAGGUGUAUGUAAACUUACGACUUCAACUGUGUGGUGUGUGUAUGUAUGUAUAUGUUUUUCAUCACAUUCCCAGUGGGAAUAAACAACGAGGCUAUAUACAGGGGGUACCGACAACAGGCAAAAUCCUAGAGGAAAACCUGGUUCAGUCUGCUUUCCACCAGACAUUGGGAGGUGAAUUCACCUUUCAGCAGGACAAUAACCUAAAACACAAGGCCAAAUCUACACUGGAGUUGCUUACUAAGAAGACGGUGAAUGUUCCUGAGGUGUUGAGUUACAGUUUUGACUUAAAUCUACUUGAAAAUCUAUGGCCAGACCUGAAAAAUGGUUGUAUAGCAAUUGUCAACAACCAAUUUCACAGAGCUGGAAUAAUUUUGAAAAGAAUAAUGGGCAAAUAUUGUAAAAUCCAGGUGUGGAAAGCUCUUAGAGACUUAACCAGAAAGACUCACAGCUGUAAGCGCUGCCGAAGGUGCCUUUACAAAGUAUUGACUCAGGGGUGUGAAUACUUGUUUCAAUUAGAUAUUUCUAUUUGCAAAAAUUCUAAAAGCACAUUUUCACUUUGUCAUUAUGGGGUAUCGUGUGUAGAUAGGUGAGAAAAAAAUAAAUAAUAUACAUUUUAUAUGCAUGCUGUAACAACAUUAUGGAAUAGGUCAAGGAGUAUGAAUACAUUCUGAAGGCACUGUACAUGAAGGCAGGGUAAAGUGGCUAGGUAUCAGAACGUAUCAAAGCAGAGAUCAUAUGUAAAGCUGGAAACAUGCAGCCAAUUAAGUCUCUCUAUGCCUGUUAAAUAGAAGCAGCAUCCCCUAAAAUCUACAACCCUCUCGCCCUGAUAUCUCCUAUAGAGAACUUCCGCUGCUUGUGCACACAUGAGAAGGGCUUUGGCUUCAAAGGCAGCAGUUUCCACCGCGUCAUCCCACAGUUCAUGUGUCAGGGAGGAGACUUCACCAACCACAAUGGCACUGGGGGCAAGUCCAUCUACGGGCGCAAGUUUGACGAUGAGAACUUUGUCCUCAAACACACUGCUGCAGGUGAGACACGUGCCUGUCCAGGUCUAAAUAGCAGUUUGUCUGUGAAUGAAUGUGUAGAGUGGUGAGAAAGUGCACGAGGCAUUGCCAUAUGCGGAUUUGAUUGAGUAUGGUUUCUGAUCACACAAGGAUGGCUUCCUAAUGCUCCCCUCUCUUGUGUGUCAGGUCAGCUCUCCAUGGCUAACUCUGGAGCAAACAGCAACGGCUCUCAGUUCUUCAUCACCUGUGACAAAACGGAUUGGCUGGAUAACAAACAUGUGGUGUUUGGAGAGUUGAUGGAGGGCAUGGAGGUGGUCAAAGCCAUGGAGGUAAGCGGAGGGGAGGGACAUGCAUGGAGGUGGUGAAGGGGAAGAAUGAUCCUAUAGGGGGUUACAGACUGUGAAGAAGUUGUGUACCAAGACUCAUGUCAUGUUAACUCUGUCCCCACAGGCACAAGGAACAAAAGAAGGCAAGCCCAAGCAAAAAGUGAUCAUUUCAGACUGUGGAGAGUAUGUUUGAAUUGAAGCAUAGGAGAGUGACUGUUGUGUGUGACUGUGAAUGUGUGAGAAAGAUGAGCAGUGUCAGACUGCAGAAUUGUAAAAAGUGCUCAUUUUGUAUAAUGUACUGCAGAUGCCCAUGACUCAUCUGCUGUACAUGGAUUGUUCCUGUUGGUCCCACCCGCUCUGUGAUGUAAAUAUGACAAACACUUUUAUAAUGAACACAAACAGCUGCUGUGUCAAUUUCAUAUUUUCCGGAUUUAAAAUUAAACGUUUUUGUUGUUGGGUACAGUAUUGUGAAAUAAUUACGUCUUCUCACUAUAAAAUUUACCUGUUUUUAGAUUUGAAUGUUUUUUCUUAAAAACGUUCAAAAAUGUUUUGGUCGUUGUGUAUUAUUUCCCCCGCUAUUUUUUAUAAAAUGUCUGAAAUAAAAGCCUAUGAUCCGCAGCUCCAGUCUGAAUUAUACUGAACAAAAAUAAACGCAAC
Molecule: messenger RNA, 7585 nt
Organism: Coregonus sp. 'balchen'
Lineage: Eukaryota; Metazoa; Chordata; Actinopteri; Salmoniformes; Salmonidae
Source: the annotation of a GenBank genome assembly